Messenger RNA from Drosophila eugracilis, 1332 nucleotides. It is a transcript of the gene Tdh, whose product is annotated as L-threonine 3-dehydrogenase, mitochondrial. Bases 78 to 1181 code for a protein of 367 amino acids. Gene Ontology annotation, molecular function: L-threonine 3-dehydrogenase activity. The transcript has 6 exons. The record is from RefSeq and is a predicted model, not a curated record. NCBI's taxonomy places the organism in Eukaryota, Metazoa, Arthropoda, Insecta, Diptera, Drosophilidae. Gene Ontology annotation, biological process: L-threonine catabolic process.
UCGAAAUCAGUUGAAAACCGUAGCUCGCCGGCAGCGUUCGUCGCGAAUUGAGAGAUCUUAGAUCAAGUGUCCGGAAAAUGUUUCGCAAAUGCCUUGCCAGCCUGGCUCUGGCCCCUGUUCCCAGUCCAAUUUCCAUUCCCAGGAUAACCCCGGUCAUCAGUCAGCUUAUUCAACGUCGCUCGGUCCACCAGGUGCCGCGACAGGGUCGCCCACCCAAAAUUCUCAUCACAGGUGGUCUGGGACAGUUAGGAAUUGAGUGCGCCAAGCUCCUGCGUACCCAAUAUGGUAGUCAGAAUGUAAUACUCUCGGACAUCAUAAAGCCCAGUCAAUCGAUUCUAGAGAAUGGUCCUUACAUCUUUGCCGAUAUCCUGGACUUCAAGGGUCUGCAGAAGAUCGUUGUGGACCAUCGCAUCGACUGGCUGAUUCACUUUUCUGCCCUACUUAGUGCUGUGGGAGAACAGAAUGUACCAUUGGCUGUGAGGGUCAACAUAGAGGGUGUUCACAACGUCAUCGAGCUGGCAAAACAGUAUAAGCUCCGAAUCUUUGUACCUAGCACCAUUGGAGCUUUUGGCCCAGAUAGUCCCCGCAACCCCACGCCCAAUGUUACGAUUCAACGUCCUCGCACCAUUUACGGUGUUUCCAAGGUGCAUGCCGAGCUAAUUGGCGAAUAUUAUUACCAUAAGUUUGGCCUGGACUUCAGAUGUCUGCGCUUCCCCGGAGUUAUAUCCAGUGAUCCGCCAGGCGGUGGCACCACAGACUAUGCUGUGGCUGUAUUCCAUGAAGCCCUUAGAAAUAGAAAAUACACAUGCUACCUGCGUCCUGAUACAAGACUGCCUAUGAUGUACAUCGAAGAUUGCUUGCGCGCCCUCUUGGAGUUCAUGCGAGCACCUAAUGAGCAGCUGAAGCGCCGCGUCUACAACGUAACUGCCAUGUCCUUCACUCCCGAAGAACUCUUUUCUGAGCUGGGCAAACAUAUACCCAAUCUGCAUGUUAGCUACCAGCCGGAUAGCCGCCAAUUGAUCGCAGACGCAUGGCCCGAGGUGUUCGAUGAUUCUGAAGCCCGAAAAGAUUGGCAUUGGGAGCAUAAAUACGAUCUGGCCAACUUGGUUGACUUUAUGAUCAAGGACGUCCAUGAAAACUAUAUCAAUGUUCAACAGGAACAGCAGACUCUGCAGAUCUAAUGAAUUUGGGGAGUGCAACAACCGCAUCUAGUAUUCUUAAGUCAAGAAAUGCAAUCGCAUUUAACACUGCAUUUAUCUAGUGAAUACCAACACAAAACUCUGUACUAUUGUUACCUUUGAAAAUACAGUAAGGCAUUUAUUGGAAUGGAAA